GUUAGUGGGACCCUGGCAAGGUGAAACAUCACAACCAUGGCGCUAUCGUCGCUUUUAGUCCGGAAUUCUGCGGCGAUCUCCCGUCUUGGGCUGCUGUCUUCCUCCUUAAGGACCACAGCCUUGUCUUCAAGACUUGCGGCACCGAUGACGACAACUGCACAGGAGGAAAUGGCGAAAUUCUGGGACAAAAACGCUCAGAAGAAGCGCCCGAUGUCUCCCCACCUGACCAUCUACAAACCCCAGCUGACGGCCAUGCUGUCCAUCACACACCGCGGGACAGGCGCUGCCAUGGCUGCUUGUGUGUACGGGUUCUCCAUGGGGAUGCUGCUGGUGAACCCACUGCUGGGCUGGGACUUCCCAACCAUCAUCAACUUUGUAAAAAGUCUAGAGCUGCACCCAUGGCUGAUCCUGGGAGGAAAGUGGUGCAUGGCCUGGCCCAUAUCUUACCAUGCCAUGAAUGGCAUCCGACAUCUCACCUGGGACGCAGGCUACGGAUUCAACAUGAAGGUCCUGUACAGAUCAGGCUGGUUUGUGUUCUUCGGCUCCUUUGUGCUGGCAGAUCUCAUGCUGUUCGGAUUGUAAAGAUCCAGGAACAGAAGAUAUAAAACUAGAGCCAUUAUAUAAUAAUGUAGAGAUGCAAAGAAACAAUUAAUAGUUCAAUAUGUCCUGCUUUUGAAUUAUUAUUUGCGCUAAUGUCUUUGUUACAUUGUGAGAUUGUUCUGAUUGCUGCUUUGUAUUAUUUCACAACAUGCUAAGAUGAUACAAAUGUGUACAACUAUGGUGAACACUUUAAGUGUGUAGGAGACAAAGAUACCAGAUCUAGACAAGAACAAGUUGCCUAAGCAAUUGUCUCUAAGAAGUUGCAGCUUGCUUGUGAUUGAUGCCUUUAUAAACGUAUACCAAUGUAUAGAGUUGUACUCAUACAUGUGUGGUGUAAG
Molecule: messenger RNA, 938 nt
Organism: Branchiostoma belcheri (Belcher's lancelet)
Lineage: Eukaryota; Metazoa; Chordata; Leptocardii; Amphioxiformes; Branchiostomatidae
Product: succinate dehydrogenase cytochrome b560 subunit, mitochondrial-like
Exons: 5
Coding region: 37-582 (181 amino acids)
Biological process (GO): mitochondrial electron transport, succinate to ubiquinone; tricarboxylic acid cycle
Cellular component (GO): membrane
Molecular function (GO): succinate dehydrogenase activity; electron transfer activity
Source: RefSeq, a predicted model, not a curated record